GCUUCCUCACCCAUGUGCACGUGCCCCGAAUCUGGGACCCCAUUCCGCCUACCGGGUUUCCUACACCCAGCCCAUGAGUUCCGUUGCGCUGAGCCCCCCACUUUGCAGCAACCAGGGAUUGCAUGGAGGGGGCAGGGAGGGAGGUGGGGGCGCGCUUCGGGAUGGGAUGUUGUGGAGAUGACGUAGGGGCCGCGGACGUGGGGAGGGGGAGCGGCGGGGGAAGUCGUGGCGAGAUUAAGUAAUGAGAACUUGGGCCCAGUAUUUUUUCCAGCCUGGAAGGGCACACAAUAUGUUCGUAUCCUUUCUGACCUCCCAGGCAUAUUCAAUGUUUUCCAGAUUUAGGAGACUUCAGAAAGGUGGGGCAGAUAGAAUGGAGAUGGCAAAGAUCUCUUUGGGUAUAUAUGGGCCUGGCGAAGUAAUGGAAUAAUUUCUAAUUUUUUGGAGAAGCCCUCAUGCCGGGAUGGCAGAAGAUGAGCCUGAUGCUAAGAGCCCCAAGACUGGGGGAAGGACCCCCCCAGGUGGUGCUGAGGCUGGGGAACCUACCACCCUUCUUCAAAGGCUCCGAGGUACCAUUUCCAAGGCCGUGCAGAACAAAGUAGAGGGAAUCCUGCAAGAUGUACAGAAAUUCUCAGACAACGACAAGCUGUAUCUCUACCUUCAGCUGCCCUCAGGGCCCAGCACUGGAGACAAAAGCUCAGAACCAAGUACGCUCAGCAAUGAGGAAUACAUGUAUGCCUAUAGGUGGAUCCGUAACCACCUAGAAGAGCACACUGACACCUGUCUGCCAAAGCAAAGCGUUUAUGAUGCCUAUCGAAAGUACUGCGAGAGUCUCGCCUGUUGCCGCCCACUCAGCACAGCCAACUUUGGCAAAAUCAUCAGAGAGAUCUUCCCUGACAUCAAAGCUCGAAGGCUUGGAGGCCGGGGCCAGUCCAAAUAUUGCUACAGUGGCAUACGAAGGAAGACCACGGUAUCUAUGCCAUGCCUGCCUGGCCUUGACCUAAAGGGUUCUGAGAGUCCAGAAAUGGGCCCAGAAGUAACCCCAGCACCUCGGGAUGAACUGGUAGAGGCAGCCUGCGCUCUGACCUGUGACUGGGCAGAGCGAAUCCUGAAACGAUCUUUCAGUUCCAUCGUUGAAGUCGCCCGCUUCCUCCUACAGCAGCAUCUCAUCUCUGCCCGAUCUGCACAUGCCCAUGUGCUUAAGGCCAUGGGCCUCGCUGAAGAGGACGAACAUGCCCCUCGGGAACGGUCAUCUAAAUCCAAGAAUGGGAUAGAGAACCUAGAGGGUGGAGCCCACAAGAAACCAGAGAGAACAGCCCAGCCUCCUAAGGAGCUGGAAGCCCGGGCUGGGGCUGGCCCUCCAGUGCGUGGAGAACGGAAGAAGAGUGUAGUUGAGAGCCCUGCCCCAGCAGCCAGUAACCCACAGGUUAAUGCCCUAGUGGCCCGGCUGCCUCUGAUCCUUCCCCGGGCCCCUCGCUCACUUAUUCCACCAAUCCCAGUCUCUCCACCCAUCCUGGCCCCCAAGCUUUCUUCAGGUGCCCUGAAAGUGGCUACACUGCCUCUGUCCAGUAGGGCUGGGGGACCCCAGGCAGGUGUGCCCAUCAUUAACAUGAUCGUACCAACUGUUCCUGCUUUGCCUGGACCUGGGCCUGGGCGAGCUCCACCUGGGGGACUCACACAGCUCCAGGGCACAGAGAACAGGGAGGUAGGCAUAGGUGGUGACCCAGGGCCCCAUGACAAGGGUGUCAAGAGGACAGCUGAAGUACGUCUUAGUGAGGCCAGUGGGCAGGACCCACCAGCUAAAGCAGCAAAGCAGUAUAUAGAGGAUACAGCAAGUGAUGCCAAAAGAAAACGGGGGCGCCCUCGAAAAAAGUCAGGUGGAAGUGGGGACAGGAAUUCUACCCCUGAGAAGUCUGCCAUGGAAUCCGCCCAGUCCUCGAGGUUACCAUGGGAGAUGUGGGGCUCUGGAAGGGAAAGCAACUCAGCUGGAGGGCCAGAGAGGCCAGGGCCAAUGGGAGAGGCUGAGACGGGGGCAGUGCUCACCCAAGGUCAGGAAUAUGGUGCUGUUUCCAAAGGAGGAAGGGGCCCCAGUUCCCGGCAUGCCAAAGAAGCAGAAGAUAAAAUUCCUCUUGUCCCCCCAAAAGUGAGUGUCAUUAAGGGUAGUAGAAGCCAAAAGGAAGCUCUUCAGUUGGUAAAGGGAGAGGUAGACACUGCAGCACAGGGUAAUGAAGACUUAAAAGGGCAUGUGCUUCAAAGUUCCUUAUCCUGUGAGCAUAAAGACCCCAAAGCAACACCCCCAUGAUAGGUCUGUGGGGAAGAGUGUUUAUAUCCCAUAUGUUAACUCUACCUGUCUGCCUUGUAGGGGCCCUUUUCUGCACUUGCUUCUUAUUCGGCUAUUCUUUUCCAAAGGGAGUCCAUUCUCCUCUGUAUAGACAGCUGAGUCACCCAAUCUCACAUAGUGCCUAGUUGCUGCCUCUGACCUUUUCAGCUUGAUACCCUUGGCUUUAGUGUAACCAAUAAAUCUGUAGUGACCUUCUUACCUGGAUCCCUGUGCUAUCCUGUGGGAAGAUAGGGAUGGGGUAAGUAUGAUGAAUGUAUAGGUUAAGGAUCUUUUGAGUUUAAAUCACAGAAAAACCUAACUCAAACUGGCUUAAAAUAAAAAGGAUUUAUUGGCUCAUGUAACUGGAAAGUCCAGAGAUAGUGCUGGCUCCAGGUGAAGCUUGAUCCAGUGGCUCCAUAUAUCUCUAAAUACUUUUCUCAUUGCUCCACCUUCUGCAGAAUCAUCUUAAGUCUGGGCCAUCUCAUGUCGACAAGCAUUCCUAGGGUUAUAUGUUUCCCCAUUUCUGUCCAACCAGAAAGAGAAGGCAUCUCUGUGCCAGGAAUCCUAGCAAAAGCCUCAAGAUUCACUCUGAUUAGGCAGCCUAGGUCACAUGUGCACCCCUGACCAAUCACUGUAGCCAGGAGGAUGGCAUAUGCUAAUUUGCUUAUUCUACAUUAUGGACUACACCUUUGGGGAAAAGGGUGGGAUCAGCCUCCUCAGAAUCACAUGAAUUCCCCAAAUGGAAACUGGGAGAGGGAGUUGCUGGAGGAGCAGCUGACACCCACUGACACCCAGCUACUACUCUGCAGUACAGGUACUUUUAGCUUGCUAGGUUGAGAUCAGCUAGACCUGCUCCGUUUUUCCUUCAGUCAUGCAUUUCCCUUGCUGCAACUGUAACCUCUUUUGAUCUCAGAAGGAAGGAGAGGGAAGUCACUCUCCUGUGGGGACUGGCUCUUUAGUCUCAUUUAGAUGACAGUCCCUUUUUUUUCCUACCUACAUCUCACAGAUGGAGCUCCUUCCUUCUCCUGUUUCUUAAUUUUCAUUUUUUCCUCAUUCUUGCUUCCCUAUCCCUCACCUUAUUGCCGCUUUCACCAACUAAAGUGAAAGAUUUGCCUCCUAGUCAUUUCAUUAAAUUCAUUCUGUAUCCA
Molecule: messenger RNA, 3465 nt
Organism: Lemur catta (Ring-tailed lemur)
Lineage: Eukaryota; Metazoa; Chordata; Mammalia; Primates; Lemuridae
Gene: RFX5
Product: regulatory factor X5
Exons: 11
Coding region: 461-2299 (612 amino acids)
Biological process (GO): regulation of transcription by RNA polymerase II
Molecular function (GO): DNA-binding transcription factor activity, RNA polymerase II-specific; RNA polymerase II cis-regulatory region sequence-specific DNA binding
Source: RefSeq, a predicted model, not a curated record